Molecule: messenger RNA, 4370 nt
Organism: Cottoperca gobio
Lineage: Eukaryota; Metazoa; Chordata; Actinopteri; Perciformes; Bovichtidae
Product: E3 ubiquitin-protein ligase Midline-1-like
Exons: 10
Coding region: 311-2380 (689 amino acids)
Biological process (GO): regulation of microtubule cytoskeleton organization
Cellular component (GO): cytoplasm
Molecular function (GO): protein binding; zinc ion binding
Source: RefSeq, a predicted model, not a curated record
AAAGGCUUACACAGGCAGGGGAGGAAACAUGUCAUGAGAGGUGAUGACACAGCCACGGAGACAUAUCCACAUCCUCACUGACUCCCAAGUUCGCCGCUCGCCGCUGCUUCUGCUACUGCUGCUACUGCGUCCCACAGAGAAGAGAGAGAGCCAAAGAUAGCCUCAGUUCUCUCCCCAACUUUCUCUCUCUUCCUCUAUUUUUCACUUUGUUUGUGGAUGAUGGGAUUGUAAUCAUGUGGAAGACAGCUGAGCGGCUCUUCUGGAUUUCGCUGACACUGCGCCUGGUCCCGCCUGGCCUCCACUGAGCAGGAUGGACACUCUGGAGUCAGAGCUGACUUGCCCAAUCUGCCUGGAGCUCUUUGAAGACCCGCUGCUGCUCCCCUGCGCUCACAGCCUGUGCUUCGGCUGUGCCCAUCGCAUCCUCAUCUCUCACUGUGCCACCAACGAAUCUGUUCUGAGCAUCGGCGCCUUCCAGUGCCCCACUUGUAGAUAUGUCAUUUCCCUGAGUCCUGAGCGUGGACUAGAAGGACUUAAGAGAAACGUGACACUGCAGAACAUUAUUGAUAGAGUUCAGCGGGCCUCAUCUUCAGCUGGGAUCCCGUUACCACUGGCGUUGCCUGCGCCCCACAGCGGGCCCAACUCUCCCAGCGAGGAAGGGAGCAACCGGUUGGCCCUGGUCCCAGUCAGUGCCGCCAUGUCCAGCCCUGGCACGCCUCCUGAGCCAGUCCAGUGCCAGUUCUGUGAGCAGGACCCGCCACAGGAUGCCGUGAAAACGUGCGUGACGUGCGAGGUGUCAUACUGCGAGGAGUGCCUCCGAGCGACGCACCCAAACAAGAAGCCGUUCACCGGCCACCGGCUCAUCGAGCCCAUGCCAGACUCACACCUCCGAGGGCUCCAGUGCCUGGAGCACGACGAGGAGAAGGUGAACAUGUACUGUGUCACUGACGAUCAGCUGAUCUGCUCGCUGUGCAAGCUGGUCGGACGGCACAGAGAUCACCAGGUGGCAGCACUGAGCGACCGUUAUGAAAAACUCAAGCAAGCCCUGGACUCCAACCUCAGCAAUUUGAUCAAGAGGAACAAUGAACUGGAGUCUCUUAUGGGGAAACUGAUCCAGACUUGCCAACAUGUAGAGGUGAACGCGUCCCGCCAGGAGGGCAAGCUCCUGGAGGAGUGUGAUGUCCUGAUUGACAUUAUUCAGCAGAGGAGGCAGAUCAUCGGCAACAAGAUCAAGGAGGGGAAGGCACAAAGGAUUCGGAAGCUCGCCCAACAGAUCUCCAACUGCAAGCAGUGCAUCGAGAGGUCCUCUGCCCUCAUCACGCAGGCCGAUCAGACACUGAAGGAAACCGAUCACGCUCGCUUCCUGCAGACUGCCAAGUGCAUCAAUGAGAGGGUUUCCAUGGCAACCGCAUCAACCCAAGUGCUGAUCCCUGAGAUACACCUAACGGACUCCUUCGACACCGUCGCCCUGGACUUCACCAGAGAGAAGAAAUUGUUGGAGAAUCUGGAUUACCUCACAGCUCCGAAUGCUCCGUGCAUAAGGGAAGAGUUGUGCACGGCUUCCUACGACACCAUCUCUGUCCACUGGACGUCUGAUGACGAGUUCACAGUGGUGUCCUAUGAGCUCCAGUACGCCAUCUUCACCGGACAGUCUAAUAUUGCCAGUCUGUGUAACUCAUUGGAGAGCUGGAUGAUUGUUCCCAACAUCAAGCAGAACCACUACACGGUGCACGGUCUGCAGAGCGGCACCAAGUAUAUCUUUGUUGUCAAGGCCAUUAACCAAGCGGGAAGCAGGAGCAGCGAACCGGGGACUCUUAAGACCAACAGCCAGCCAUUCAAGCUGGACCCCAAAUCUGCCCACAAGAAGUUGAAAGUGUCCCACGAUAACCUGACAGUGGAGCGGGACGAAACCACGUCGAAGAAAGGCCACAGCCAGGACCGCUUCACCAGCCAGAACAGCUACGGCGUGGUGGGGAACGUCUACAUCGACAGCGGUCGUCACUACUGGGAGGCUUUAAUUGGAGGGAGCACAUGGUACGCUGUGGGUAUAGCCUACAAAUCAGCCCCCAAGCACGAGUGGAUCGGCAAGAACUCGGCCUCCUGGGUGCUCUGCCGCUGCAACAACUCCUGGGUGGUUCGCCACAACAGCAAGGAGCUGGCCAUCGAGCCCUCGCCCCACCUGCGUCGCGUCGGGAUCCUGUUGGACUACGACGUGGGUUCUGUGACGUUCUACGACGCCGUGGGCUCCCAGCACCUGCACACAUUCCACGUCUCCUUCAUUCAGCCCGUGUGUCCUGUGUUCAACGUGUGGAAUAAAUGUCUGACGAUUCUCUCGGGUCUACCUAUCCCUGACCAUCUCGAGGAACUGGAGCUCGACAACUGAAAACUACGGACGGAGGAGAAUAAAUAAGCGUGAACUGGUCGUAACUAUCUUGAAGCUGCACUGGGCAGGAUUUGUGAGGAGUGUCCCUUUUUAUGUCAGAUCUGCUCUAUUUACCAAAAUGCAAUUCUGGACAUGUGCACUUUUGCACCCAGAGGCCGAGACAAAACAAUGUGUGAAAUACAAACGGCCUCCUAAACAGCAGGCACACUGUCCUAACAAAGCUUGAUGCCUGUGUCUGAUAUUCUUUUUCUCAUUUGGUUUUCUCCGCCAUCACACCGGCUGUUGUGAUGAGCAUUCGAGUAGCCCAAUGACAUCUCUUUCUCAAUCCAGAUAAUUGAAAUACUCGCUACCAUUUGUGCAAAAUGACCUAGUGCAGCUUUAAUAUACGAAGAAAAAGAAAGAAGGAGAGAUGCCUGGAGUGUUAUCUUCUAUCACGCUUCUCAAAAGUGAUUUUCAGUUAUGAUUUCUUAUUGCAAAUAUGCCGCUGGUUCAGGCCAUCUUUGACUUUUCAAGAUGGAUGACAGUAAACUGGAGCCAAUCCAGAAGAAACCAGGAGAAAUGGACAGAGUUGAGCCAGAAAUUGCUACUCUAAGUCACUUUGGGCCACGAUAGGUGCAUUUGUACCACAGGAAACAAGCCACAAAUCAAUUUUUAAUUUUCCUUCCUUUCUCUUAUCAGAUAUAGCACUUUGAAAAAUCCCUGAAAGUACAAACACAUAAACUGCAUUCACACACACACAGAAAUGUGCAAACACACACUCACAACACCCCAACUUUAAUCAAUCAUGGUUGCUGGAAAGAGCAGAAUAACAGAUGUAUAUUUUGUAAAUUCGUCGCACAUCUCCCCUUAUCUUUCCCUCGUUCAUUAAAAAGGAACCAAAGUAGCCAUUGCUGUCUGUAAAGAUGUCUUUACAUACAUUUUACAUGAGUUAAAAAAUGCUGAAUUAUUUUUUAAAAGUGACAGAAGAAAUAGAAUUAUGCUAAUAUUAAAUGGAGGAUUCCCUUAAAUGUAGACCUUGUUUUUGCACAUUGUUUAUACUUUAUUCAUGCUUUUGUAGCUUAAAAGAAUAUGUUGGUGCAGUUAACAUGCAUUUAUAUUUGGAAAGUGUUGUGUUCUGUUUGAAUUAUUGUGUUAAUUUCCUUUGUUUGGCAGCCGGACAAGUCCUGCCGAGUUGUGUUACAGUUGUAGCCCCAGGUUAUUAUUGGAGCUGAGGGGUAAACUGUACAUUUGGGUGUGAUUUUUCUCACUUUUGUGUACAACAAGCAUAUUCCUGUUUAGUGAGACAUAUUUGUGCUGGUGUGCCAAUUGGCCUACUCCAUUAACUUGUUUUUAACAAAGAGUGUCCCAUUCUCAAAAAUAUUGUUGAGGUACACUGAGGUGUUGGGAAAAAUCUACAUGCAGCUUAUUGUUUAAAAAAGGUUCAAUUACGCCAUCCUUCACUUUAUGGAGACAGCCAUGCACAGGGGGCUGUCCUCAGACUUGUUGCACAUUGAUGAUGUCACUAGGUUGCACAUCACUCUUCACUCAUUGGCUGGUUAUUUAAAAAAAAAAAAGGGACAAAACGGCCAUCAUUAAUCAAAAGGUUACAACAAAACCUCCCAUGGGAAUAUUGUCAAUACUAUAUCCUAUAAUGCUAUAGUGUUCUAAAUGACAAUGAGAACAAAGGCACUCCUCAGUGUAAAUACAAAGAUUUAGUUGUAUUUCUCAAUGUCGCUUUGUUUCAAUACCUGGUACACUUAAAAGUAUGAAGACAAAUAAUCUAUUCUUUAACUCUGUGUUUCCUUGGAAAUUAAUAAAACUGUAUGUUUUCAUUGUACCUGAUACGAAUAUGUCGUGCAUAAUUUAACGUUUCCAUUUCAACUUUAUGACAAUGGUGUUUUAUGUUCAGUCUCUGUGGACGUUUUAAUGGAAAACAGGAUACGAGUGCUUGCAUCACUGUCGUCCGAGAUGAGUCUAUGAGAAGGUCAAAAAUAAACGUUGUUCCUUUUCA